AUGGCACCUAUCAUUCAUUGCGUCCGCCACGCUCAGGGUCUGCACAACCUCUGCACUGAGAACCAUGUCAUUCAGGAUCCCCUCCUCACAGACCUCGGCCACGAGCAAUGCCGCAAGCUGCGCGAGAGCUUCCCCCGCCACGCCAACAUCGACCUGGUGACUGCCUCACCGCUUCGCCGUACCCUCUAUACCGCACUUGAAAGCUUCACGCCCGUUUUCGAGGCAAAGCCUGAUCUGAAAAUUAUCGCCCUUCCCGAUAUCCAGGAGACUUCGGACGUUGCGUGCGAUACUGGAAGCGACCCUUCUGUUCUGAAGGAGGAGUUCACAUCGGGUGUUGAUUUGGAUCUCGUGCGGGAUGGGUGGAAUAACAAGCAAACCGGUCCUUACGUACCAACCAACAAGGCGCUCAAGGAGCGCGCUCGCGCAGCCCGCCGGUGGCUGAAAGCCCGCCCGGAGAAGGAAAUUGUCAUGGUUACCCACGGUGGCUUUUUGCACUACUUCACCGAAGAUUGGGAGGACAGCAGCCAGUUCCAAGGCACCGGCUGGAUCAACACCGAAUACCGCACAUACAAGUUCUCCGAUGAGACACACACAGACGAUCUAGAGGGAUACACUUUGGAUGGUGAAAAUGCUUCCCUUGAGGAAACUGUUGACUCGCGGGAGCGCCGGGGCAAAAGCGGACCGAUGGCGAGCCGUGAGGAACAAAAGCUCCUCUAUAAGAAGGGUACUCAAGGCUGGGAUGACCAAGGUUUGCAGAUGAGUACUGCAGACCGGGAGGCUGCCAAGGUAUCCGAAGGCAAGGAAGUCAACGGUGUCCGAGUAUAG
This is a messenger RNA of Penicillium brevicompactum, 825 nucleotides long. RefSeq lists its product as uncharacterized. The record is from RefSeq and is a predicted model, not a curated record. The coding region runs from base 1 to 825 and encodes 274 amino acids. Gene Ontology annotation, cellular component: cytoplasm. Gene Ontology annotation, molecular function: phosphatase activity. The transcript is spliced from 4 exons. Lineage: Eukaryota; Fungi; Ascomycota; Eurotiomycetes; Eurotiales; Aspergillaceae.